Molecule: messenger RNA, 2287 nt
Organism: Saccostrea cuccullata (small rock oyster)
Lineage: Eukaryota; Metazoa; Mollusca; Bivalvia; Ostreida; Ostreidae
Product: growth factor receptor-bound protein 2-like
Exons: 5
Coding region: 202-864 (220 amino acids)
Biological process (GO): signal transduction; regulation of MAPK cascade
Cellular component (GO): COP9 signalosome; nucleoplasm; plasma membrane
Molecular function (GO): phosphotyrosine residue binding; epidermal growth factor receptor binding
Source: RefSeq, a predicted model, not a curated record
AUAGAAUGUAGAUUUUAUCAAAACUAAAACAAAAGUGAACUUAUAGUCUGCAUUUCCAAACAAAAAUUCGAAGGAGUUAAAGCUUAAUUUAGCAUUGAAGUUCGUAUAAUUUUUAUGCUUUCAUUGGCAUAUUUGUCUAAAACGAAAGGAAACUAGAUAUAUAGGACUUCUCAACACGCGCAGGAAUUUAUCACGGUCAAGAUGGAGGCGAUAGCGAAACAUGACUUCAGAGCAACUGCUGAUGAUGAAUUAAGCUUUUCUAAAAAUAAUAUUUUGAAGAUUCUAAGUAUGGACGAUGACCAGAAUUGGUUCAAAGCAGAGCUAGAUGGUAAAGAGGGAUAUGUACCAAAUAACUAUAUAGAAAUGAAACCUCAUCCGUGGUUUGCUGGGAAGAUUCCUCGAUUAGAAGCAGAAAGGCGAUUAUUAGAGAAAGACGGUAGAGGAAACUUCAUACAUCCAGACGGGGCAUUUCUGCUCAGGAACAGUGAGAGUGCUCCAGGAGAAUUCUCAAUAUCAGUAAAGUUUCAAGAAAAUAUCCAGCAUUUUAAAGUAUUAAGGGACGGAGCAGGCAAAUAUUUCCUAUGGGUUGUCAAGUUCAACUCUAUAAACGAACUGAUCGAAUAUCAUCGGAUGUCAUCUGUCAAUCGUGGACAGACCAUUGUACUCAAAGAUAUGGCCACUAACAGGAAAAAGCGAGCAACAGCCCAGUACGAAUUCAAAGCGGAAACAGAAGAGGAGCUGGGAUUCUGUAAAGGUGAUGUGAUUACGAUUUUAGAGGAAGUGGAUAGCAACUGGUGGAAAGGCGAGUUACACGGAAGCGAGGGCCUGUUUCCUGCUGCAUACGUCCGAGUUCUUGACAGCUAAAGUCCCCCCUCCCCCACCCCCCAUAAUCAUGUACUGACUCUUGCAUGUGGAAAAUCAGCUUGAAAUAAUCGUUUGUAAUAUUGUCAUUUUGUAAGGACAAAGUUGCUUUCCCAAUCUCUUCUGGACAGAUAACCAUUGGUCCAAAGUGGCAUAUUGAUGUAUAUGUGAUAAAUAUUGGGGCUCAUGGAAAAUCUAUUUCUGUCAGCCAUAGAGUGCCAGCCUUAUUGCAUAUGCCAGUCUAAGAUCAUGAAUAUCAGGCUUUUCCCCCCAUUAUGUUGAAAGUCUCAGAAAAGGAUCUUCUUUCCAAUCAAGUUAUUUUUUUUCUCUCUAAAGAGAUCAAAUGUGUACAAAUGUAUUUGUAUAAACUUCAUUUUUCAUAGAUACUCAUUGUACAUACAUUAACAUUCUUAGCAGUAUAUGUUGCUUAAUUCAUUAUAUUUGAAAAUUGUAAGAAAAUUCUUUUUGUAAUCAAUGAAUUAUGAAAAUAGGACAGAUUUAAUUGGAUCUUUCCUUGAUUCUCAUGUUUAAGUAGGAACCAGAAAGCCAGAGACUUGAAUCGUAUUAGUUAUAGCAUGAGAUUGGGGCCAGUGUACAUCACUGAUGUUAAUUUAUAAUAGUAUAAGGGACAGAUCUGAUCAUGAGGUAUUUUUUGUACUUUUUUUAAAAAAGAAUUGAAAACAAUGUUCAAUGUUUAGAAUCAAAUAACAUAAGUUCUCUGGCAUAUUAAUAAAAUAUUUUUUAUAAUAAUUUUAUAAUUUUAAUUUAAAAUUUUAUUCCAUGCUUAAUAAUGCCUCCCCUUUCUGUCACUAAUUAUCAGAUGUCCUACAUAUAUUUUUUUAAUGCAUACAAAUAGUAGCUAUGUGUUUUUGAGAAGGGUAGUUUGCAUAAUGACAGGCCAGAUAAGCUGAGAAUGUUCUCCAUACAGUUCAGUUAACCAUUUAAUGUUUAGUCUUAGCUAGCAGGGACUUACUUAAAUAAAAGAGAGCCUUAACUCUCUCAUUGGUUAUUUUGACAUGUUUAUGUUGCUGUUGAUAUAUGGAUAUAUAUAUUUAUAUACUAUAACUACCUUUGUGAUCUUGUUACUUUCACUUUUGAUAUCCAACAUAAAUGCACUUGGCAUCAAGCUGAAAAUGAAACUAGAGCCUCCUUUUUUCUGCAGGUUUGUUUGAUGUAAUUGUUUGUUUGAUAAUGAUUAUUAUGUACUUGUUUCGUAGAUGCUCUAAAUUUCUGUGCUGUUACUCCAAGUACUUCCUUCAGAAUGCUGGUCAUGACUUCUUGCUCUGUAUAAAGUGAUUUAUCUGGAAAUUGGCACUGGUGAUAUAUCACUUAGUUUCUGAGAAACAAUAUAUCCUCUGCCAUGUUUUAUAAAAUGUUAACAAAAUUGUCAAGUAUGUCAUUCAAUAAAUUUUAGCAAUUUUUAAAA